ACACGUUAACCAGAGCAGAGCUGACACAGGAAGGAAGUAGAAGUGGUUUUGUUUUAUUUUUUUAUUUUUUUCUCUGAAGAAAUGGCCGCAGCGGUACAGGUUAAGAUUGGAAUCAUUGGUGGUUCGGGUCUGGAUGAUCCUGAUAUCUUGGAAGGAAGAAGCGAGAGAUAUGUUGAAACCCCCUAUGGAAAGCCUUCAGAUGCUCUGAUAGUGGGAAAGAUAAAAAAUGUUGACUGUGUGCUCCUGGCAAGACAUGGAAGGCAACACACAAUAAUGCCAACAAAUGUCAACUAUCGAGCCAAUAUUUGGGCACUCAAAGAAGAAGGCUGCACCCACUUGGUUGUGACGACAGCAUGUGGCUCACUAAGGGAGGAGAUUCAGCCUGCAGACAUUGUCAUUAUUGACCAGUUCAUUGACAGGACAACAAGAAGACAUCAGACCUUUUAUGAUGGGAGCUCUACCAGCCCUGCUGGGGUCUGUCACAUUCCAAUGGCUGAUCCCUUCUGUAACAAAACAAGAGAGGUUCUGAUAGAGGUGGCAAGGAACCUCGGAGUGAAGUGCCACCCCAAAGGGACCAUGCUGACAAUCGAGGGACCGCAUUUCUCUUCCAGGGCAGAGAGCCUGAUGUUCCGCCAGUGGGGUGCUGACGUCCUCAAUAUGACCACUGUUCCAGAAGUAGUUCUAGCCAGAGAAGCCGGCCUCUGCUAUGCAAGUAUUGCCAUGGCAACAGACUAUGACUGCUGGAAGGAACACGAAGAAACGGUAUGUGUGGACAAUGUGUUAAAAACAAUGAAGGAAAAUGCAAACAAAGCUGCCAGUAUUCUUCUCACUGCAGUGCCACAUAUUAGCAAAAUGGAUUGGACAGAAACUGUAAAGAACAUGAAAACUGUAGUGCAGUGUUCAGUCAUGUUACCAAAACACUGAAAUGACGGAAACUGCUGAAGGAAAACUUUUUCACAUCCGUAAUUGGCAUGUAAAACCAAAAUCUGCUGGACCGUCAAACUUGUAUAACCUCAAACAAUGUAACUGCAAAAACAUGUAGUGUGUAUAACCCCUGUAUUGCUUGUUUGUUUUUGUUUCAUUCAUGUAACAAUAAAUUGCUAGGAAAUCGCCUGUAUUGCAUGGUUUUAUUUUCUUAUAUGAUUUCCACUACAUGAGAGUAGAUGUUGAACUUCAUGCUGAUUUGAACUCGGCUGUAAGACUCUAAGACACCAACUAAGCAGUAGCUUUGCAGUAAGCUAAUGUGAUCCAUCUGCAUCUCCAUCCAUUUGC
Polyodon spathula (Mississippi paddlefish) is the source of this 1272-nucleotide messenger RNA. Its product is annotated as S-methyl-5'-thioadenosine phosphorylase-like. The record is from RefSeq and is a predicted model, not a curated record. The coding region runs from base 82 to 924 and encodes 280 amino acids. Gene Ontology annotation, biological process: nucleoside metabolic process. NCBI's taxonomy places the organism in Eukaryota, Metazoa, Chordata, Actinopteri, Acipenseriformes, Polyodontidae. The transcript has 8 exons. Gene Ontology annotation, molecular function: S-methyl-5-thioadenosine phosphorylase activity. Gene Ontology annotation, cellular component: cytosol.